AUGUCACAUCUUCAAACUUCCAACUCACAAGAUGAAUCAAAGUUCCAAUGUUCUUAUUACCACCUACCUGCUACACAUCAGUGCAUCUCUACUAUCCAAGGAAAUAACUCCUACAUCUCUUCUCUUGUCAUUAAUGGAAAGUCACUAUACAUAGGCUCUUCCAACAAAGAAAUUCAGAUGUGGAAGCGCGAUAGAUUAAGGUCAGAAGUUGAUCAUGAAAAUGUAAGCGAUGGCAUGACAAUCACAGGAAAAGGUGCUGUAAAGUCACUAGUGUCUUCUGCUGAUAGGAUAUUCAGUGCCCAUCAAGACCACAAAAUCCGUGUAUGGAAAGUCAAUGAAAACGAGACGCAUCAGCAUAAGUUAAUACAGUUAGCCACGCUCCCAACAUUUAGUGAUCGGACUCUUAAGCUUCUAAUACCAAAGAACCAUGUACAGGUAUCACGCCAUCAGAAGUCCACGUGGGUCCAUCACAAUGAUACUGUGUCAGCAUUAGCCGUGUCCAAGGACAACUUGCUCCUUUACUCAGUCUCAUGGGAUAGAACACUAAAGAUUUGGCGGACAACCGACUUCAAAUGCCUAGAGUCAGUAGCCAACGCACAUGAUGAUGCCAUAAAUGCACUUGCAGUAUCAAGCAAUGGGGAUGUUUAUACUGGAUCCACCGACAAGAAAAUAAAACUGUGGAGGAAAUCACCAGAAGGAGAGAAUCACUCUCUGGUUACUAUGAUAAAUAAACACAAAUCUGGAAUCAACGCAUUGGCACUAAGCACCAAUGAGAAUUUUUUGUACUCUGGUGCGAGUGAUAGGUGCGUCAUGGUUUGGGAGAAGAGUGAUGAGGAUAACAUGGUGGCAGUAGGUAUUCUCAGAGGGCAUGGUAAGUCCAUAAUGUGUUUGAGUGUUGUCUCAGAUCUGUUGUGUAGUGGUUCUGCAGAUGAAACUAUAAGAAUUUGGAGAGGAUUUGAGAAAUGUUACUUUUGUUUGGCUGUAUUGGAGGGCCACAGAGGUCCAGUUAAGUGUUUGACAUCUGAAACGGAUCAUAGGCGUUCAUCUGAUACAUCAGCCUGUUAUCUUAUCUACAGUGGCGGGCUUGAUUCUGACAUUAAAGUUUGGCAGAUUUGUAUCCCUUUAUGUUAA
Erigeron canadensis is the source of this 1131-nucleotide messenger RNA. RefSeq names its product protein JINGUBANG-like. Lineage: Eukaryota; Viridiplantae; Streptophyta; Magnoliopsida; Asterales; Asteraceae. The transcript has 2 exons. The record is from RefSeq and is a predicted model, not a curated record. Gene Ontology annotation, molecular function: protein binding. Bases 1 to 1131 code for a protein of 376 amino acids.